GAAAAAGAAAAAAAGCCAAGCCCUUCCAAUGUCCGUACUAUAUGCGUUUGAUUGUAUUUACUUCAUUUGCACAGUUUAGGAGAGUGAGAGUGAGAGUGAGCCCUAGAAAUUUCGAUCCUUUGUGUUAACAGUGACCGGUAUAAAACACUAGAAGGCACACAUUGUAUUACAGAGAAAAAUCGCACAGGCUACAAUUUGAUAUUGCGAGUCUAAUGGGGGCAUCAGCAAAAGACCCGGGGACAAGUGAUAAGGAUGAGAAGUUACACAUAAGUGCAGUGGAUAUUGACAUAGAUGAUAUGUUUGAAGACAUAGAGACAAGUAUAUUUGAAGACAUAGGGACAAGUAGUAAGGGUGAGAAUUUACAGAAUAUGUUUGAAGACAUAGGGACAAGUAGUAAGGGCAAGAACUUACAGAAUGGGACAGCUGAUAUGGACUUGGAUGAUGAGGAUCUAGUUGACUCAGCAGCAAUACAUGAUUUAGGUGAAGAGUUUUUGAGGAAUUUCUGUAAAAAGGCUUCAAGUUCAUUUUUUGAACAGUAUGGUUUGAUAAGUCACCAAAUAAACUCUUACAAUGAUUUUAUUGCCAAUGGAAUCCAAAAGGUGUUUGAUUCCAUUGGCGAGGUUAUAGUGCAGCCCGGAUAUGACCCGUCAAAGAAAGGGGAGGGUGAAUGGAGGCAUGCUUCAGUGAGAUUUGGUAAGGUCACUCUUGAGCGCCCAAGAUUUUGGACAGGUGAUAAGUUUUCUGCUGAUAGCGGUAAAGAUUAUCUGAAUUUGUUGCCAAGACAUGCUCGGCUUCAGAAUAUGACGUACUCCUCCCGGAUGAAAGUGCAGAUCCUUGUUCAGGUGUAUACACAAAAAGUUGUUAGAAGUGACAAGUUCAAAACUGGCAAAGAACAAUAUAUUGAUAAGGAGGUUAUAAAUGAAGAUAACAGGGAUGUCAUUAUUGGGAGGAUCCCUGUGAUGGUCAGGUCUGAUUUGUGUUGGAUGAAUGGAGUUGAGAAGGGUGAUUGUGAUUUUGACCAUGGAGGUUAUUUCUUAAUCAAGGGUGCUGAAAAGACCUUCAUUGCGCAGGAGCAAAUCUGCUUGAAAAGACUCUGGGUGUCUAAUAAUCCAACCUGGUUGGUGGCCUACCGUCCAAUUGCAAAACGGCAAAGAGUUUUUAUAAAAUUAGUAGAUUCUUCCAAAGUCGAACAUAUUAGAGGAGGAGAAAAAGUCCUUAAAGUGUAUAUCGCAGUAACAGAGGUUCCAAUCUGGAUAUUAUUUUUCGCUCUUGGGGUAAAUUCCGACAAAGAAGUUGUGAAUUUGAUUGAUUCUGAUGUUGAAGAUGCUAGUAUUAUCAAUAUACUAGUUGCAUCGAUUCAUGAUGCUGACCAGGAGUGUCAAGAUUUCCGGAAAGCAGGGAAUGCUCUGAGUUAUAUUGCUAAACGGAUAAAAGAUUGCCAAUUUCCACCUGAAGGAACUGUUGAAGAGUUUGUGAGCAAUUAUUUGUUCCCCAAUCUUAUUGGCUCCGGGAGAAAGGCUCGUUUUCUAGGUUAUAUGGUCAAAUGCCUCUUGCAAGCCUAUACUGGCCGCAGGAAAGUCGAUAAUAGAGAUGAUUUUAGAAACAAGAGGUUGGAACUAGCUGGGGAGCUCCUUGAGCGGGAGCUGCGAGUGCACCUUAAACAUGCUGAGAAGCGCAUGGUGAAGGCUAUGCAGAGAGAUCUUUAUGGAGAUCGUAGUCUUCAUCCAAUUGAACACUAUCUUGAUGCAUCAAUCAUCACCAAUGGUCUUUCUAGGGCAUUUUCUAUCGGAGCAUGGGCACAUCCUUACAAGAGGGCUGAAAGGAUCAAUGGCGUAGUGGCAAUGCUGAGACGAACAAAUCCUUUGCAGACAAUGGCUGAUAUGAGGAAAACACGUCAGCAGGUUACAUACACUGGGAAGGCUGGAGAUGCCAGAUACCCGCACCCUUCCCACUGGGGAAAAGUUUGCUACCUUUCUACCCCAGAUGGUGAAAAUUGUGGGCUUGUAAAAAAUCUAGCCAUCACUGGACUUGUUAGUACAAAUGUUGUUGAGCCUUUUAUUAACAAAUUGAUUGAUUGCGGGAUGGAGAAACUGGUAGAUGAUACUUCAGCUUUGCUUUGUGGAAAGAAAAAAGUUUUUCUGGAUGGGGAUUGGGUUGGAAUAUGUGAAGAUGCUGUCUCUUUUGUUGCAGAAGUGAGAAGCAAGCGACGGAUGAAGGAAGUGCCGCAUCAGGUGGAAAUCAAAAGAGAUGAGCAGAAUGAGGAAGUGCGCAUAUUUUCAGAUGCUGGCAGGAUUCUGCGUCCUCUGUUGGUUGUUGGGAAUCUAAAAAAGAUCAAACUUUUGAAAGGGGGGGAGUACAACUUUCAGUCUCUCUUGGAUAGUGGAAUAAUUGAGCUGAUUGGAACUGAAGAGGAAGAAGAUUGUCGCACAGCAUGGGGAAUUAAGUACCUGUUUGUGGAAAGUGAGCCACCGGUAAAGUAUACUCAUUGUGAACUUGAUAUGUCGUUCUUAUUAGGUUUAAGUUGUGGACUUAUUCCAUUUGCGAAUCAUGACCAUGCGAGGAGAGUCCUCUAUCAGUCUGAAAAGCAUUCUCAGCAGGCUAUGGGUUUUUCCACUACAAAUCCAAAUAUCAGAGUGGAUACCCUGAGUCAUCAGUUAUAUUACCCCCAGAGGCCACUUUUCCGGACGGUGCUUUCUGAUUGUCUUGGAAAGCCAAGGCAUCCACUAGGUCAUAGUAGCAAUCUUCCACGGCCUGAAUUCUUCAAUGGUCAGUGUGUUAUUUUGGCGGUCAACGUUCACCUUGGGUACAAUCAAGAGGAUUCCCUGGUAAUGAACCGGGCUUCAUUAGAGCGUGGUAUGUUCCGGUCCGAACACAUAAGAAGUUACAAAGCUGAGGUUGACAACAAGGAAGCGUUGGGAAAGAAGCCGAAAUUUGAGGAUGCUGUCAAUUUUGGAAAGAUACAAAGUAAAAUUGGGAGAGUGGAUAGCCUCGAUGAUGACGGUUUUCCCUUCGUUGGUGCAAACCUCCAGAAUGGUGAUAUUGUUAUUGGGAGGUGUGCAGAAUCAGGGGCUGAUCAUAGUAUAAAAUUGAAGCACACAGAAAGGGGUAUGGUUCAGAAGGUUGUAUUGUCUGCAAAUGAUGAUGGUAAAAACUUUGCUGUGGUAUCUCUGAGACAGGUUCGUUCACCGUGUCUUGGGGACAAGUUUUCAAGCAUGCAUGGACAAAAGGGUGUCCUUGGUUUUCUGGAGUCUCAAGAGAACUUCCCUUUCACAAUACAGGGGAUAGUUCCAGAUAUUGUGAUAAACCCACAUGCAUUUCCUUCCCGACAAACUCCUGGUCAGCUGCUAGAGGCAGCUCUUGGAAAAGGUAUUGCAUGUGGGGGAUCACAAAAAUAUGCCACCCCUUUCUCAGCCACAUCUGUUGAUGCCAUAACAGAGCAGCUGCAUAGUAGAGCUGGAUUUUCAAGAUGGGGUAAUGAAAGAGUUUACAAUGGCCGAACUGGCGAAAUGAUUCGUUCCCUUGUGUUUAUGGGCCCAACAUUUUACCAGCGCCUGGCACAUAUGGCUGAAGACAAGGUGAAAUUCCGAAACACUGGGCCAGUCCAUCCCCUUACCCGACAGCCAGUGGCAGACCGGAAACGGUUUGGGGGGAUCAAAUUCGGUGAGAUGGAACGCGACUGCCUAAUAGCCCAUGGUGCAGCAGCGAAUCUACAUGAACGCCUGUUCACACUCAGUGACUCUUCGCAAAUGCACAUCUGUCGGAAUUGCCAAAACAUUGCUAGUGUUAUCCAGCGGCCAGUGCCGGGUGGCCGUAAGAUUAGGGGUCCCUACUGUCGGUUCUGUGAAACUGUGGAAGAUAUUGUUAGGGUGAAUGUGCCUUAUGGGGCCAAGUUACUUUGUCAGGAACUUUUCAGCAUGGGCAUAUCUCUAAAGUUUGACACUGAGCAAUGCUGAGCCUGACAAUUGACAAACACUCAUUCUUGUUCAACUUUCUGAUGGAAAUAGGUCUGUCUAUAUGUGAAGUAAACAUGAUUUAUGUUGGGUCUUGUUCAACAUUUUGGUGGAAAUCUGUUUAUAUGCGUAGUAAAAAUAGUUUAUUUUCGGGUUCA
Molecule: messenger RNA, 4108 nt
Organism: Cornus florida
Lineage: Eukaryota; Viridiplantae; Streptophyta; Magnoliopsida; Cornales; Cornaceae
Product: DNA-directed RNA polymerases IV and V subunit 2-like
Exons: 8
Coding region: 213-3953 (1246 amino acids)
Biological process (GO): DNA-templated transcription
Cellular component (GO): RNA polymerase II, core complex
Molecular function (GO): DNA binding; DNA-directed RNA polymerase activity; ribonucleoside binding
Source: RefSeq, a predicted model, not a curated record